This is a messenger RNA of Hyla sarda, 3891 nucleotides long. It is a transcript of the gene RITA1, whose product is annotated as RBPJ interacting and tubulin associated 1. The transcript has 3 exons. Gene Ontology annotation, biological process: nuclear export; negative regulation of Notch signaling pathway; Notch signaling pathway. Gene Ontology annotation, molecular function: tubulin binding. The record is from RefSeq and is a predicted model, not a curated record. Gene Ontology annotation, cellular component: nucleus; cytoplasm. Bases 218 to 913 code for a protein of 231 amino acids. Lineage: Eukaryota; Metazoa; Chordata; Amphibia; Anura; Hylidae.
UUGUAAACCAGCUUUCUUUUCUACGUACGGUCCUAUGGCUGUAGUUUGUAGAAAGAGCUGGGGGCUGGACGGUCACAUGAGCCGUGUGUGGAGCUCGGACACCAGGGGGCCCUCUGGCUAGUGGUAUGGUCCGAGUCUACGAUUGUUGUAGUAUUGCUAUGGGAGCUCGGGCUGGAGAGGUGAAGAUUUCUAGACUCAUGUUCUCAUUGAAGUCGAUAUGUCACUGGAUCUCUCCAUAACUGGGCAGCGCACCACAUUGCCACCAAGAAAAAGUAGAAGUGCUUACAGAUUUAAAUCCUCUAACUCCUUUGUUGAUGAGACCCUGUUUGGCAGCUCUCUUGGAAAAGUAGACCCAGCACUUCAGUGGACCGUAGGGGCACCUGUCCAAGAAUCAUCAAGAUGUCCAGAAGAGAACAAGAAUACAGUGGGCAGUACCUCUGCUAGAGCUGCAUGCACUUCUGUAGGGACUCCUCGGAAGAAAUCACAGUUUAGGGUGAAGAGUCGCUCUGCUUCUUAUUGUGAUGAGUCUCUUUUUGGACCAAAGGUAGAAGACUGUGGCUGGGAAGCACCAUGGGUUAAAAAAGAAGAUUCAGUUCGGAUUCGUCCCCUUCUUUGGAGCCCACCUCCAAUAAUGCGGCCCCAGAGCUCCAAGACAAAUGCCAAUCGGAUUCCUGUUAGAGCCAUUCACCCUCCUAAUGAUAGAAACGGUGCUCUUGGGAUGCACAAAGGGAACUUUUGGAAGCCCCCAGAAAGUGACUCAGAUUCUGGUGGAUGUCCUUCAGUGGGUGAUCCGCCAGCUAGUGCCAAACCUUACUGGAACUCGCCUACAAAAGAAACUGCUCGAUCAGCAAGCUGCUCAGGAAGACUGACUGCAAGGAGAGGGUCUUUGACAGACAGACCACCAUGGAAGUAAUCUGAGCCUUCAAUGCAGAUACAGUCUACAGUUUGGUCGAUAUGGAUAGUGAAAACCGUGUGAGAGCUGUUUAUUAGAAAACUGGUGCUAUACACAACAACAAACCCAGUCCAAAGUGUAGUUGGAGGCUGGAACCGAGCAAAGUGGUCAAGACUUUGGAUAUGCUUAAACGAAAUGUACCUUCUGUCUACAAAAAUGACUACAAUAGAAUUGAAACAAUCAGCUGGAGGGACUGAAUGGUCAGGAUUUAAAAAAAUAAAAAUAGGAUUUGGCUGUAUACUACUUCUUACAUAGAUGUGAACAUCUUAAGUGUUAAAAACCUACAAUUGUGUCCUUUUACAGACUUGAAGAAACAUUGGUGCCUUGCACACCUGAUGACAACUCCUGUCUAUAUGUCAAAUAGCAUCAGAUAAAUCUUUAUUAAACUUUUUAUUAACCAUUUUUUACAAAACAACAAUAUUAACUUUCCCAGCAAUGACUGCUAAUUUCUGGUGUUAUAGAAGAUCUGCAGUGGUAAUAAACGUAUCCAGUUAAGUUUCUGAUCUUUGGGGGGUUCGACCGCUGGAACCCCCUGUUAUCUCCCGUUUUGUACCCAGCACGUCAGCUGGUCGAAACACAUCCCCUCAAUUCAUCUCUAUGGGAGAGAUAUACAAAUGCUGUGUCUCUGCCUCUCCCAUACAGAUGAAUGGAGGGGGGGGGGGGGCUGGAUCAGCUGACCUGUGUACCUGUCGUUAAAGGAGUACUCCGGUGCACACUUUUUUCAUUUUAUCCCGUCCGGGCUGCAAAAUAAAAGAAAACACACUUUAUCUUACCUGCCAACGAGCCCCCGGAGCUCCGGUACAGGUGUUGGGUCCCCGGGCUGUAUUCUUCUUACUUCCUGUUAGCCUGGCACGUUACAGAGCUUCAGCCUAUCACUGGCCACGUGUCCUCAGUGCGCAGGGUCCUGCAUGUCCUCAGUGCGCAGGGUCCUGCAUGUCCUCAGUGCGCAGGGUCCUGCAUGUCCUCAGUGCGCAGGGUCCUGCAUGUCCUCAGUGCGCAGGGCCCUGCAUGUCCUCAGUGCGCAGGGCCCUGCAUGUCCUCAGUGCGCAGGGCCCUGCAUGUCCUCAGUGCGCAGGGCCCUGCAUGUCCUCAGUGCGCAGGGUCCUGCAUGUCCUCAGUGCGCAGGGCCCUGCAUGUCCUCAGUGCGCAGGGCCCUGCAUGUCCUUCCACACUUUCUGUAUUUGUACUCCUUAGAGACACACAGGCAAUAGCUGUAGGGACAGGGACAAAAAUAUACAAAUUUUUUAACCAAUGUAUUUUACAAAUAUACAUAUAAUGGUUUUAUAUACAUUAUAUAAAAAGUUCUUGUUAACGGAAGGUACACUUUAAAGGACAUCUAUAGUGCAAAAUAACUUAUUCCCUAUCUGAAGGAUAGGGGAUAAGUUAUAGAUCGCGGGGGGGUCGGAGCGCUGGGGCCACCACGAUCUUCGGUACGGGGCCGCGGGAAUAUACAGAAAAAGGGGCGUUCUGUCCCCGCAUGAAUCCCAUAGAGAUACAUGGAGGGGGAGUGUCUGCCACGGCUUUCUGCUGGGGAUGAAACUUCACUUCCGGCAUACUGCCGCGGCCCUGUCCAGGAGAUCCUGGGGGCCCCAGCGCUCGGACCCCCCGUCAUCUGUAACUUAUACCCUAUCCUUUGGAUAGGGGAUAAGUUAUUUUGCGCUGGAGUACUCCUUUAAGGAAGCUAGACUCUAUUAACAGUACAAGGGCUGUCUUGAUAAAACAAUCUCUUUUGUCAAACUGCUGUCUGUGCCUUAUACUAUUGCUGUUGUGGAUGAGUGUGCUAUAAUUUAACUGUUAAAGGGGAACUCCGCUUUAAGACAUCUUGUCCCCUAUCCAAAGGAUAGGGGAUAAGAUGUCUGAUCGCGGGGGGCCUGCUGCUGGGGACCCCCACAAUCCCCCCCCGUAGCAGCCCCGUACCUCAGCAGCCCGGAGCUAACUUUUCUCCGAGGCUGAUGACGGGCGGUGCAGGGGACGGGGCAUUGUGACAUCACAGCCAAAAUAUAAUGUUAAUAAUCCCGUACGGUGAACGGCGUAAACGUAAAAAAUAAAAUAACGUCCACAAAUGCUGCUUUUUGUCACAUUUUAUUCCCCAAAAAAUUAUUAAAAAAUUCUCUUAAAGUUUUAUAUAUGCAAAUGUGGUAUCAAUAAAAAGUACAGAUGACGGCGCAAAAAAUUAGCCCUCAUACCGACCUAUAUACGGAAAAUUGAAAAGGUUAUAGGUGAUUAAAAUACAGCAAUUUUAGAUUAACUGAUUUUGUACAUAAAGUUUUAGAUUUUUUUUAAAGCGGUACAAAAAUAUAAAAGUAUCUAGCCAUGGGUAUCAUUUUAAUCGUAUUGACCCACAGAAUAAAGAACACAUGUCAUUUCUACCAUAAAGUGUACAGUGUGAAAACGAAACCCUCCAAAAUUUGCAAAAUUGUGGUUUUCAUUUAAAUUUCCUCCCUAAAAAAAUAUUCUUUUUGGGUUUGCCGUACAUUUUAUGGUAAAAUGAGAGGUUUCAUUACAAAGUACAAUUGGUCACGCAAAAAACAAGCCCUUAUAUGGGUCUGUAGAUGUAAAUAUAAAAAUGUUAUGGAUUUUAGAAGGCGAGGAGGAAAAUUCGAAAACGCAAAAAUAAAAUUGGCCUGGUCCUUAAGGGAUUAAAAAAUAAAAUCCCAUUAGCAAUGCAGGUCUGCUUCACCACCCAAGAGCAACCGCGCGCUUAAGAGGGUGAGCGGCAAUACAGUGGCUCUACGACUCAUGAGCUGAUGCAUGUUUAUUCCGAGGGGCGGUUAGUCUGGAGGGAACAGGCGGGUGAUGGGUGAGGGAAAACCCUUCCAUGGCAUCGUGGGUAGCUGAUGAUGAUUCGAGCUUAAGAUGGCCGCCUAAUGUUUCUCUAUGUGCUCGAAACGAACGCUACUAUUCAGGACUGCUGAACUUCUGGGUGACACAGCGGGAUG